GGUGGGUGGGGGGUGAUGGGGGAUGUGAUGGCGGAGGCGGACCUCGCGGACCCGAACCCAGACGUUCAGGACCUGUUCCAGCACUACGACCUCCUCUACUUCCGGGGCGGCUCGCCGACGCCGUCUUCGUCGUUAAGUGGGGCUCCUUGCCAUCCAGCAGUUAACUCUGCUCUGCAUGCCUGCUACUUAAACUUUCUGUUAAAUCAUGUCAGCUGCCAUGGCCCUCUUUUUCGUGCUUGGAUGGAUGCUAUUAACUCUUGCUCCAUAAAGGAUCACCAAAGACCAGAUGGUGGGUACAAUAUCACCACCCGCCAUGAUUUCCAUCCAGAAAAGCCGCACAGCUUCAAGGGUAUCUUGUGGAAGUGCAAAUCUUGUGGAGAUACACUUCUUAGGGCUACAAACCAGGGUCCUCCAUCUGAUGCCUGCUGCAUUGAGAAUGUUAACAGCGGUGGCGGCGCAUCCUGUGGGAACAUGCUUUGUCACUGGCACAACCACAAGAAUGACUGCUGUGGCACAUACGAAAAAACAGAGUUGGAAUCAGAUGCACUAUCUCAAAAGAGAGUUCCAGGAGGUGCUCAGUUACUUCUGACUUACCCGUUGGAAAUGUCCAAGUCAAAAGGAGCCAUUCGAGAAUCCAGUUCAUCUGCACUGCAGGGCACUACUAAAGCUACAAAACCGAAUGCUGAAGAAAAUAAUAUCCCUCUAGUGAGUGGUAGCAAAGCUAAAUCUCAGGGGAGUAGCUCGUCCAAGAAGGCAAGCAAGAGACGCAGGACAGAAGUAGUUCUAGAAACAAGUGUUCUUCUUGCUGAAUCUCCAAGAAAAUCAAAGGGGAAGCAAGAUUUGGUUGCAGCAGAGGACAACAUUUUAUCUCUAGUCAGUUGCAGCACUCCAAAAUCAACAAGAAGUAGCAAGAAGGUAGUCAAGGCAGACAUGCAGCAUAACCCUGAGGAUGUUCAGAAAUCCAGUGGUCUGCCUGCUUCUCUCGAAGGAAAACCAAAUCAGAAGAAAGUUGGCAAGCGGCAUAAGCCUGAUGAUGACCAGAAACCUACUGGUCUACCUUCUACACCCCUAGGAACACCAAAACUGAAACACACAUUGAUCAAAAUAGAAAAGGACAAGCUUUCUGCAGCAGAGGACUGCAAUGAUGCAAAAUCACCAGGAAGAUCCUUAAGGAAAACAGGAGAGCAGCAUGAGCCCCAGAUCGCUCAGAAAGCCUGUUCUCAGCCAGCUUACCCUCAGAAAGCACUGAAGCAAGACUUCGUUGCGCUGGAGAAGAGAGAACCUUCCCCUGCAACUGGCUGCAGCGAUGAGAAGUUACUGGAUAGGAGCUCUUCAAGGAAGGCACAAAGGCAGCAUGAGCCUGAAGACAUUAGGAAAACUACUAUUGUGUCAGCUGCCUCAAAGAAAGCAGGAGAGCAGCAUGAGCCCCAGAUCUCUCAGAAAGCCUGUUCUCAGCCAGCUUGCCCUCAGAAGAGACUGAAGCAAGACUUGGUUGCACUGGAGAAGAAUGAACCUUCCCCUGCAAUGGGCUGCAGCAAUGAGAAGUUACGGGGCAAGAGCUCCUCAAAGAAGGCACACUGACAGCAUCAGCCUGUAGACAUUAGGAAAACCACUGUUCUGACAGCUGCCCCAGGAUGUAAAGCAAAGGCAUCAGGCGUUGUUGCAUCGGAGAAGCAGAGAAAGGGAAAAUGCAAAAGGAAGCCUGUGAGGGAAAAGGAGUAUGCUGUGAUGAGUGCGUGGCUGGACUACUAUGAAUCAGACAGGUCAAGCUUAUCAAUCGAGCCCCUUGUAAACAAAAGAACAGAGCGAAGAAAAAGAGAAACAGCAAGAAUUCUGACAUAUUCACGAUCAAAGAAGACUAACCCUGCACCAUUGAUCAGCUCUAGGACAGACGCACCAGUCAGUAGCCACAGAAUCAAGAUGUUGCCUCCUAAAGACGAAUCAAUGCAACAGUCCCGACUACCACCUCCAUGCUCUGACACUGGUGUUCUUACUACUGCUAACCAGACCUCGGUAGUGGUGACACAAGCCACUGGAGAUCAUUGCAAGCCAUCUGCUGCUCCAUGCCUGGGUAUCGUUCCACUUCAGCCAACAGACCCACCCUAUUUAACAUCUUCAGAUCAAAGCACCGCCCCUGAAAUUAUAGCUAUUUCCGAUGAUGACUGAUUGUGAUGCUCCUUUUCGGUGAUGUUAUCUUAGCUUAUUUUGGAUGGUUGCUGGGCUCAAUGGUAGCAACCCUGCCACAGGCAAUGCAGUCAUAUGGAUGAGCAACAAUCUCACUGGAUGUGGGUGUUGGAAGCGACAUAGAUCUGGUUAGUUCUUUAUUACUAUAGAGUAGUUCUGAUGAUCCCAGGACUACAACUCACGAGUCACGAAUCAUCCUAGCGUAAAUUGCUGGGACAGAGUCACGUAUCUGCAACAUGUAACGUUGAACUGUUUCGUGAACAUGACGCCAGAGUGCGAGUACUACAGCAUAAAUGCCUUCGCCUAAAUGUUUCAUCGAGUGUGCGUGAUUUUUUUUUUGUUCUUAUUUGAUUGUGCCACUUGAAGUGCUGUAACAGUGUAUAGAGUAUGUAAACGAGUUCAACUUCCUCA
Panicum virgatum (switchgrass) is the source of this 2595-nucleotide messenger RNA. RefSeq lists its product as uncharacterized. Gene Ontology annotation, molecular function: polyubiquitin modification-dependent protein binding; single-stranded DNA binding; metalloendopeptidase activity. The coding region runs from base 16 to 1581 and encodes 521 amino acids. The transcript is spliced from 6 exons. Gene Ontology annotation, biological process: DNA damage response. The record is from RefSeq and is a predicted model, not a curated record. Gene Ontology annotation, cellular component: nucleus. Lineage: Eukaryota; Viridiplantae; Streptophyta; Magnoliopsida; Poales; Poaceae.